Molecule: messenger RNA, 4362 nt
Organism: Cloeon dipterum
Lineage: Eukaryota; Metazoa; Arthropoda; Insecta; Ephemeroptera; Baetidae
Product: FERM and PDZ domain-containing protein 4
Exons: 18
Coding region: 363-3605 (1080 amino acids)
Biological process (GO): signal transduction
Cellular component (GO): cytoskeleton
Molecular function (GO): protein binding
Source: RefSeq, a predicted model, not a curated record
UUUAAUUGGCUAGUUGUAAACAAAACACAAGUGCAGAUAUGCACCCGCAGAUGGUCAUUCGAGCCAAUCGAUACAUAACAAGACACAGAUGGGGGAAUGAGCAAAAUCUCUGCAGCCAUCUUCGCGAGUCGCCCGCCAGGGCGCUCUGUGGUUGCGGUGACGUUCUCCAGCCAGCAGACAAACCCUUAUACAUUUUUUAAAAUUUCAAUCCAGUUUCCUCGCUGUUUCGGCGGCUAGUGCCGCCCUUUGAUCGUCGAGCACGCUGAUUUCCAGGCGGCAGCGCGCUUUGGGCCGCCGAUCGGGGCGAUGCGGGCCGCUUGAGCUCGCGGACUCGGCCACUUGCGCUCAGUUGGUGCUCAUCCAUGGAGGACGGCGGGCCCCUGGCAUACCCCAGACAGGUCAAGCCUGGCUGGACGGCGCACGUGAACCGCGACGGCCGCCUCUACUAUUGCAAUCACCUGACGAAAACCGCGUCGUGGUUGCCGCCUGCCGACACUUACGAUGUCACUUCGGUGCUGCCCUUCGGCUGGGAGGAAGCCGUGGACAGUAAUGGACACUCGUACUUCAUCAAUCACGUCAACCAAACGACCAUCAAAGACCCACCGCCCAAAGACUGGGCACCAGAGGAGGCACCGCCAAAGCCCCGUCGGGUCACCCUCACGAGGGACGGAAAACAGGGUUUUGGAUUUGUGGCUGGUAGUGAGAAGCCUGUAAUUGUUAGAUUCGUCACUGAUAAUGGUCCCAGCGAUGGCAAGUUGCUUCCUGGAGAUCAAAUUCUUGAAAUCAAUGGUGAAGAUGUGCGAAAAGUCGCCAGGGAACACGCUAUCCAACUGAUCAGGUCUUGCCCUGAGAAGGUGGAGUUGAUAGUUUGCCAGCCACCUCUAGAUAAUUCAGCUAGAAAGUCUGCACUUUUGAGUGUAGCUAAGAAGGCAAAGCUCAGGAGCCACCCUUCCAGGGUUAGAUUUGCAGAAGGAGUCGUAGUCAAUGGAACAGUGGCUGAGAAAGGAGUGGCUUUAAUGCCAAACGUACUGAAAGUGUUCCUGGAAAACGGACAGACCAAGUCGUUCAAGUACGACGGAAGCACAACUGUCCAAGAUGUGACUGACUCCCUUCUGCAGAAACUAGGCAUUCUUGCUGGGGAACAUUUCUGUCUGGCCCUGGAGCACGUCACCGGCCGGAAAAACAAACUCACAUUGCUCCAGCCCCACCAACAUCUGGCCAAAAUUGCAGCACGGCCUGGUUCGCACAACCUGCGUUGUCUCUUCCGCGUGGUGUUUGUGCCGUCUGAGCCUGAAGCUCUUCUGCACCGCGAUCCGGUGGCUUUCGAGUACUUGUACUUACAGUGCUGUAACGACGUGGUGCAGGAGAGGUUUGCACCUGAGCUUAAAUACGAAACUGCCCUUCGUCUGGCUGCUCUGCACAUCCAGCAGCAUGCCAUGGCCAAUAACCUACAGGGAAAACUGGGAGCAAAGAAUAUUGAAAAGGAGUUUGGUCUUGAGCGGUUCGUGCCAAUCUCACUGAUGGAGUCGAUGAAACGAAAGGAGUUGCGCAAGUUGAUCGGGCACUUCCUAAAACUGUGCACAACUCAGCCCAUGUCCGACAUCCAGGCCAAACUGUACUACUUGCAUAUCAUUAGCGAUCUGCCGAGCUAUGGCGCCAAGUGCUUCUCUACCAACAUCAAAGACAUAAAUUUCCAGGAGACAAACAUGGAGACAGUAGUACUGAUAAGCCCCAAAUUUGGCAUAAGCCAAAUUGCUGGUAUGAGGAGCGCAACGCCGAUGCCUCUGGCCGACAUUCACAGCGUGCGGCACGUGUCUGUGUCCAAGCAAGACGAGUUGUCCACGCAAGUGACACUGCACCUACUUGGUGCUGACCAAAUCUGCCUGAGCUUGGAAGAAAAAGACGCAGAAGAGUUGGUGCUGGUGCUGCGAGGCUACUUCCACCUUCUCACAGGCCUGCAUUUGUCGCUAGACUGCCCGCCAGAGGAUCCCACACCAGCCUAUGAUGCAGUGCCUCCUUAUCAGGGCUUCCACCUGGUGGUGCCGGACUGGUGGAGCUACAUCGCCGCCAACAAUAAGUGCCAACUAGUCAAUUUGGCUGUUCCGCCUCCUUACCACGCAGCUGAUGGAAAAACUGUGGAUAGCAACAUGAAUAGCAUGUUGAGGAACGCAAACAAGGAGAACCGUCAGUCGAGCAGUGAAGACUCGACCUCUCCAGAAGCGAGCGAAGAGGCUCGACAGCGGCUGUCAGAGAUGCACCGGCUGGUACUGGCAUCGGAGCAGUACUUAAACGACCACGGCGACGAGAAGGAGAGCGACUCGGAAGGCUCGUCGCAGAUGAGCUCGUUGCUAGAUACAGAGCAGCCCGAGCUGAAGCACAGUGACUCGCUGCUGCUGUUGGCGCACGGCGGACACAAGGCCAACCUAGAGGAGGAGAUGAGCGCCGUGGUGCGCAGCCUCGACAUCAACGGUGACACCACCGAGAGUUCGGACACAGACUCGAUGUCGACGCCAACCAGCAGCCCGUCGCACAAUAAGGCGGGGCUCAGGCCCGGAUCUCUGCUCAAACCCAGUGACUCUAGCUUUGGACUGCACAGUCCCGACAACGUUCUGCCAAGGGCCGGCAACUCGGACAUGAAGGAAAUUCUACUUCGUCUACAGCAAGACACCAGCCUACCAUAUCACUUUGCUGAAGGCACUUUGUAUUUAGACCCAGAUAUUAUAGACCUUACCAUGAUACCUCCACCAAUUACGCCAGAUAAUUUGGCGCUAUCGUUCCUUGACUCGCCGAGCAGCCCACCGACCCCAUUCGCCGACCAGCUCCCGCCGCUGCUGCCGGGCCCGCAUCACGAGUGGGACCAGGACAUGCUGGACGAGCUACUGGACAGCAACCUGGAUCUGGACGAGUUCUUGGCCACGGUGGUGGUGCCAGCGCCGAACCAGUCGGGCAUCACGGAGCUGACCCCCGAGGAAGUGUCGGCCUAUAUCAUUCCACCUCCGCCACCACCCUCGCAGAGCAACAUUCUGGCUAGCCUCAGCCUUUACAACCCGCGAAAUCACUAUGUCAACAAUUCGGCACGGAGCAGUCUCAUUUACCGAAACAGAAACAAUAUGGUGAAAUUUGAAAAAAUUUCAACGUCGCAAGCUAAGGAAAAGAUAAACCAGCUGUCGGAGCAUUUAUUAAACUUGGCCGAGCAGUGCCGUGGCUACAUUGCAGCUGGCGGCGGCGAAAACGAGGACGUCAACCUCUACAGGGCGACGCAGACCAAAUUGUGCAACGAAGUGAGGGCACUGGUUGCCAGUAGCAAACUUCUAGUCCAAGCAGCAGCCGAGGGUCUCCGAGCGAACCUCGAAGGCACUCUGGCCAACUGCCUCAACUCGCUGAAUAAUAUCUUCAGCCUGUCGGAGGAGCUGUGCGUGAACACGGACGCGCCAUCGCACACGAUGAGCCUGAUUCUGCGCAGCCGAGACGUGUGCGAGUGCCUGGUGGCGACCAUCAACUCCAUCGACAACCCCAAGUCGACGAGCAACGUGCAGAAGUGCGCCGAAGACUUGGUCAACGCCUUAACCUCCCUGCUCAAGGGCCUCAAAGUGCUUGGCAGCUGAACGCGAGAGCAUACUGCCAAUUUGGAAAAAGGACUGAACGUAAUCAUCUAUGGGCGAUAAAAUUUAAUGUUGGUUAAUAUCGUUACGCGCAAAUGGAAAUUUUAGCUUUGAUUUCGGAUUUUAAACGAAUACAGAACCGACAAUGGGGGUUGAAUCAUCGUGGAUCGAGACCAUUUAUAACUCUACUGUAACCAAAGAUUUUAAUAUUACGACGUCAAAGAAUUGAGAUAUACAUAUAUAUAACUGUAUCUGUGUGUUCUAUUCAUCACUGUAAGAAAAAUAGAUGUCAAAAUGAUAGAUCAAAAUAAUAGCAGUAAGUGGUUAGGGCAGCAUUAUUGGUUUGCAAGUUACAGCAACUUUGACGUCCUGUUUUGGUUCUUUUAGAGGUGAUUAAUUUCGAGUCAAUAGAGCAUUUAUACAAUUUCUAUUCUUAUAAUUUUGUCUUGUGUUUCCCGUUGCCUCCUCGAAGGUUAGUUAGAAGCAAACAAAAUGCUCUCUAAUUUUUGUCAAAGUUGCUAAAUGUUAGCAUGUUUGUACUUUUUUAAAUUUUCGUGUACUCGACGCAUAUGAUUAAAAACGACUGAAUGAUAUUAAAUUGUUAGCUGCGAAGUUGUUGUUGCCCUCUACACUGUCUUUGUUACAUUGCUUUUUAUACCGCAGUACAAACGCGCACUUAAUGAUUUUACUCUGAUUGUAAUCCUAACGCACAUUCUCAGUUGCAUUUUUUCUUGGCGAAAUAAAGAGUCUCAGUAUUAAA